GGUUGGAGGCGUGUUCUCUCCCCUCAUUGCAGGGUGUUUGGAUUUAUGGAGACUUGAAGUCAACAUAUGGCAUCAUGACUGUUUCCGUGUCAUAGAAAAAUCUGUACAGUAACCUCUUCCUGAGGAAUAUAGCCGCAAUGGUCGCCGUGAUAAGAGCAGUACCCAGUGCCGCUACCAGGGCGGCGAGUCUGUUGAGAACAGUACAGUACACCCACCCGCCCAAUUGUCCAUGCCACUCAAACCCAGGACACCAUCAUCACCAUGCGAAGCCUCAGGUAGAUAGGUAUGCACAGCACCAGUCGCAGCGGAGGUUUGCAUCGGUGCUGGACUCGUCUCAGCAGACAGAAUAUGCGUUCGAGAUGGCUGCAUCAUCGAUACGCUUUGGACCUGGAGUUACCAAGGAGGUCGGCAUGGACUUUAAGAACAUGGGCGCCAAGAAAGUCUGUGUCGUGACGGACUCUACUGUGAGGCAGUUAACUGCCAUGAAGCAAGUAGAGGAGGCCCUCACAGCUGAGGGUAUUGCAUAUGAGGUUUUCGAUAGAGUCAGGGUUGAGCCAAAGGACAGCUCGAUCAAGGAAGCUAUUGCUUUUGCCAAGCCAUACAGCCCGGAUGCCUUCCUGGCAGUUGGCGGUGGAUCGGUCAUCGAUACUGCCAAGCUCAUGAAUCUUUACACUGAGUACCCAGAGGCCGACUUCCUGGACUUUGUGAACGCUCCACUUGGCAAUGGACGUCCGAUUGAUAAAAAGCUCAAGCCUCUGAUUGCUGUCCCAACCACUGCCGGAACCGGAUCUGAGACAACUGGAACAGCAAUCUUCGACCUGGUGUCUAAGAGGGCAAAGACAGGUAUUGCGCAUCGUAAUUUGAAGCCGACGCUGGGGAUAUGCGAUCCUUUGAACACCAGAACCAUGCCAGCAGCCGUGAAGGCGUCUUCCGGUCUGGAUGUACUCUGCCACUCCCUCGAGUCAUGGACCGCCAUUCCAUACACCCAGAGAACACCAAGACCUACUAAUCCCAUCUUGAGACCUGCAUACCAAGGCGCAAACCCAAUCAGCGACAUCUUUUCGCUCAGCGCACUAAGAGCCACUGUCAAAUACCUUCCGCGGGCAGUCAGAGACCCGGAAGACUACGAAGCCCAGAGCGAAAUGCUUCUUGCUGCGACUCUAGCAGGCGUCGGGUUCGGUAACGCGGGCGUGCACCUGUGCCAUGGAAUGUCUUACCCGAUAUCAGGACAGAAUCCAGGUUACAAGCACAGUGGCUACGAGGUCGACACACCUAUCAUCCCCCACGGUGUUUCGGUUGCCGUAUCUGCGCCGGCUGUGUUCAGAUUCACUGCUGCUUCGAACCCGGAGCGCCACCUGCAAGCUGCCGAGGCUUUUGGUGUGGAUAUUUCAAAUGUCAAGCGCGAGGACGCCGGCGCAGUGCUGGCGGAUGCCAUCACAAAGUUCCUGGCGGAGCUUGGGGACCAACCGAAAGGAUUGAAAGAUUUAGGUUUUGACAAUAGCCAUAUCGAUGCGCUCGUCGAGGGCACAAUACCACAGGCCAGGGUGUUGAUGCUUGCGCCAGGUCUGCAGACGGAGUUAGAAAAGGAGAGAGAGCAGUUGAGAAAUUUGUUCGAGGCUGCCAUGACACAUUAAAUAGGCACAUGAACAGAUGGGUACAAUACACACAGUCACUUGAUGGUUUCUAGAAUCUGUGAAAUAUAUCACAUGUUACGAAUAUGAUCUGAUAAUAACGAA
Messenger RNA from Truncatella angustata, 1736 nucleotides. Its product is annotated as iron-containing alcohol dehydrogenase-domain containing protein. Bases 138 to 1634 code for a protein of 498 amino acids. Gene Ontology annotation, molecular function: alcohol dehydrogenase (NAD+) activity; metal ion binding. NCBI's taxonomy places the organism in Eukaryota, Fungi, Ascomycota, Sordariomycetes, Amphisphaeriales, Sporocadaceae. The transcript has 3 exons. The record is from RefSeq and is a predicted model, not a curated record. Gene Ontology annotation, cellular component: mitochondrion.